Pseudoliparis swirei is the source of this 3033-nucleotide messenger RNA. It is a transcript of the gene coro2aa, whose product is annotated as coronin 2Aa. Gene Ontology annotation, molecular function: actin filament binding. The transcript is spliced from 12 exons. Bases 352 to 1923 code for a protein of 523 amino acids. Gene Ontology annotation, biological process: actin filament organization. The record is from RefSeq and is a predicted model, not a curated record. Lineage: Eukaryota; Metazoa; Chordata; Actinopteri; Perciformes; Liparidae.
UCCUGCAUGUUCACACACGCACUCGGCUCUAUGCUGCACACACACACACACACACACACACCCUCUCCUCUGACUGUGUGGACUGUGCACAUCAACCAAGAAGCUUUUACGACUCUGCUCGGACAGCAGUGCAGUGACAAGAUUUUGGACCGUUGGUGUGUGUGUCUGAGUGUGUGAGUGUGUGUGUGUGUGUGCUUCGAGGGAAAGUGUUGAUCCAUAUGUUUGGGAUAAAACCGGACAAGUAAUUUUUGGGGUUGUUUUUCGUGGCUAGCAACUCGGAGGCAGAGACUUUUUCUCACUGACGUAAGGACCACUGCUCCUUCUUGUGCCAGUGUCGUCUCGCUCAACAGGAUGACAUGGCGUCCUCAGUACCGCUGCUCCAAGUUUCGCCACGUGUUUGGUAAGGCCGCCACCAAGGAGAGCUGCUAUGAUGGCGUGCCAAUCACAUGCAGCGUCCAGGACAACAACUUCUGCGCAGUCAACCCACGUUUCCUGGCAGUCAUCACUGAGUGUGCCGGGGGAGGGGCCUUCCUGGUGCUCUCCAUCCGCCAUACGGGCAAAGUGGAUCCUCACCAACCCCGAGUAUCGGGCCACAAAGGCAAGGUGUUAGACAUCAAAUGGAAUCCCUUCAACGACUACUGCAUCGCCUCCUGCUCUGAGGACGCCACGGUGAAAGUGUGGGAAAUCCCUCCUCAUGGUGUGAUGAAGAACCUCACAGCACCGUGGAAGGAGCUUCAGGGUCACAGCCGCAGAGUGGGCCUCAUUGAGUGGCACCCGACCGCCAACAACAUCCUCUUCAGUACGGGCUAUGACUACCAGGUGAUGAUCUGGAACCUGGACUGUCCUGAUCAGGUGAUAAAAAACCCGGUACGGACAAUCACCCACCACACAGACGUCGUCCUCUCCAUGUCUUUCAACACAGAUGGCAGCCUCAUGGCCACCACCUGCAAGGACAAGAAGGUCCGACUCAUAGAGUCGCGCUCAGGAAACCUACAGCAGGAAGCCAACUGCAAGACACACAAGGCCAGCAAGGUGCUGUUCCUGGGUAACCUGAAGAUGCUCUUCACAUCGGGCACUUCCCGUUACAACGACCGGCAGUUUGCUCUGUGGGAUCAGGACGAUCUGUCCGUGCCUUUGUCACAAGAGAACCUGGAUGGUUCAUCAGGAGUCCUCUUUCCUUUCUUUGACCCCGACACACACAUGCUCUAUCUUGCUGGGAAGGGUGACGGAAAUAUGAGGUACUAUGAGAUCGGCUCAGAAAAACCGUAUAUCCACUUUCUAACGGAGUACCGCUCAAACGUACCUCAGAAAGGAAUGGGUGUGAUGCCAAAGAGAGGUCUGGAUGUGAGCGCCUGUGAGGUGUUCAGGUUCUACAAACUAGUGACAAUCAAGAAUCUCAUUGAGCCUCUUUCCAUGAUCGUACCCCGCAGGUCAGAGUCAUACCAAGAAGACAUCUAUCCAAUGACUGCUGGUAACAAGCCUGCUCUGUCUGCGGAGGAGUGGCUCAGCGGCAUUGAUAAAGGUCCGGUGCUAAUGUCUCUGAAGCCUGGAAGUCAAGAAGCAGAAUCAUACUCGCAGAUGAGCAAAGGGCGGCAACACUCGCUGGACACUCGCAGGUGUCAGAGCAGACCAGGCAUGCUGCAGCUGUCCUACAUUCAGGACAAAGUGGAAACCAAAGACGACAAGGAGGACGGCGGCAAUACAAAGGACGAGAGGACGAGGACACCCGUCAGCAACGGAGAAGACCUCGACCUUUGUUCUCCGCCCCGGACAGAGAAUGAGCUGCGAAUGAAGUUCUACAAGCAGCAGGAGGAGAUCCGGCGGUUGAAGGAGCUCCUCAACCAGAGGGACGUGCGCGUCAAACAGCUGGAGCUGGAGAUUAAGAACAACAAAAACUCCCAGACUCUCCAGAGCCCACUCUAAGACUUGCCUGACCCACGGGGUCACUUCCACCCCCUCGAGGGACACAUGCGUUCCUGUACAAACCUACUAACCCCAUCUACAAACCACGACACCUGUUCUUAGGGCCCUGACUCACCUCUUUACCUUUAAAGCGCCCCCUAUACUCACUGCACAGGGGUGACUUAAACCUCAACUUUUGUGUUUGUCUGUUUGUUCCACACACACGGUGCACAUAUUCUUUGUUCAUGUACAUACACUCAAACACUGAGUCUCACCCAGCUGUAACAGGAUUUGUAAUUAUUUGCAUCUGUUGAGCUUAACCUUUCUUUUGUACGCUUCAAAGCUAUGCAAGUUAAUUGUAAUUAUUUUUGCUUUAAUGCUCUUUGUAGCUGGAGAUAAAACGGGAUGUCUGUCCCUGUCUUGACUGAAUGAUGUGGCUAACUGUGUGUUUGAAAGUUGUUGCGGGCCAGGAGCAGACAUCCUGUGUGAUUGUGCGAUAAUGCUGAAUAUGUUUUCUAUGCUUGGUGAUUGUUUUAUUUCCAAUAUUUAAACUUCUGUAAGUGGAGGCGGCUGUGGUGUUUUUAAUGUAUGCUUGAAUGUGUGCUUGAAUGAGAGCGAGGCUAAAUUAAUGACAAUAUCAUGAUCCCUGCGGUGCUCCUGCAUUCCAUUGAGCUGCAUUUGUUUUUAUUUUUUAAUGACUGGAAAAUUGAAAAUGAAUCAAUGUGUUUCACAGCAGCUAUUGUGUAAGCCAACUCUGUAACUGAUGCUAUGUAGCAGUUCUUAAUUUUUAUAUUUAUUUUAAAAUACAGGCAAAGAAAAAAUACCAUUUGUUCAAGUACUUAAUUCCCAAUUGUAAUUUUGCUAAAUACCGCACGCAAACAGGACACAACGCAUGCUUUCAUUGUUCCUGAGGUGGAGUCACUGUGAUGAAACAAUUUAAAGCCAUUGUAGAGUCGUCGUCCUGCACUUCUUAUGGGUUUGUUUGUGUUCCACUAGUUUUCAGUUCGGAAUGUAUUUUCUUUAAUGAGGUGCCUGAAACAUGACACUGGGAUUUUCUAUUCAUAUUUCAGGCUGAAAGAGCUUAAAAUAAAAAUGGUUCUUGAGUGGAUAUUAAAAUAUGAGCACAUCAUA